Messenger RNA from Hibiscus syriacus, 1233 nucleotides. RefSeq lists its product as uncharacterized. The transcript has a single exon. Lineage: Eukaryota; Viridiplantae; Streptophyta; Magnoliopsida; Malvales; Malvaceae. Bases 1 to 1233 code for a protein of 410 amino acids. The record is from RefSeq and is a predicted model, not a curated record.
AUGGCAAAUCAACAGAAUCAUAUUGAGCUCACAUAUAAAACUAAUUACCCACCGCCUGCCAAGGUAAGACCUGUUAAGUCAGGCAUAGAGGAGUUACCCCAUGACUUUCAGGAAGUAUCAGAAAAAGGAAAGGUUGAUAGCGAAAUAACACAGCAGCUGAAAAGCCUGGAGGAAAGGUUAAGGUCAGUAGAGGUGGAGCCAUUCUACGGAAUGGACGUAAGGAAGUUAAUCUUGGUUUCUGACCUCAUAUUUCCCCUGAAGUUCAAAGCGCCAGACUUUGAAAAGUACGAUGGGACCACUUGCCCAUCUGCCCAUCUCACAAUGUUCUGCAGGAGGAUGGCUGACUAUACUGAGAACGAGAAGCUUCUGAUCCACUACUUUCAGGAUAGUUUGAUUGGAUCGGCGGUUAAAUGGUGUAACCAGUUAGCCAAGUCCUAUAUCAAAUCAUGGAGGGAUUUGGCCCGAGCAUUUUUAGAGCAGUAUCGUCACGUCACUGACCUGGUACCUGACAGGUGGACGCUACAAAAUAUGGAGAAACGACACAGCAAAACUUUUAGGCAAUACGCUCAAAGGUGGCGUGAUGUGGAAUCCCAAGUGCAGCCCCCAUUGCUAGAAAAAGAGACUACAGUCAUUUUUGUGAAUACCCUGAAAGCUCCGUAUCUGGGGCAUCUGUUAGUAUAUGCUACCAAGAAUUUUGUCGACUUGGUCAUUUCUGGUGAGCUAAUCGAGAAUGCCAUUAGGAAUGGCAAGAUUGAAGGAGGGAAAGGGUCAAAGAAACCCUAUUUUAAGAAAAAAGAAAGCGAGGUGAACCAUGCAAGCAUUCACCAUAAGAACUAUGAUGCCAGUGUUACAAUCACCCAACCUAGGGCAGAGAAGGCAAACACUUAUGAGAAUAGGGUGCCGAGAAGAGAGAAUACGAGACAAGCUUUCUCACCAGUGCCAGUACCGUACUUAGAAAUUUACGCCUCACUUUUGAAGGUAGAUCUAAUGUGUCCCUACAAGUUAACACCGAUGCAGUCACCUUACCCGCAUUGGUAUAAUGCCAACGCUCAGUGUGAUUACCACACAGGGAUCGUUGGGCAUGAUAUUGAGAAUUGCUCAGUUUUCAAGAUGGUUGUACAAAACUUCAUCAAUGCUGGAGAUUUUGAAUUCAAAACACCAGCCGCAAGUGCUCACCCCCUUCAAAAUCACGGAGGGCAAUUAAUCAAUAUGAUAGAUGAAAGAGAGAUCUGA